Bubalus bubalis (water buffalo) is the source of this 5971-nucleotide messenger RNA. It is a transcript of the gene ESPNL, whose product is annotated as espin like. The coding region runs from base 46 to 3048 and encodes 1000 amino acids. Gene Ontology annotation, molecular function: actin filament binding. The record is from RefSeq and is a predicted model, not a curated record. NCBI's taxonomy places the organism in Eukaryota, Metazoa, Chordata, Mammalia, Artiodactyla, Bovidae. The transcript has 9 exons. Gene Ontology annotation, biological process: actin filament bundle assembly. Gene Ontology annotation, cellular component: cytoplasm.
GCCUGUGUGAGCCUCGGAGAGCUGGCCGGGCGGCCGGGGCGGAGGAUGGAGGAGCAGCGGGCGCUCGCGGCUGCCAAGAACGGGGAUCUGGCCACCCUGGAGCAGCUGCUGGAGGCAGGCACCCUGGGCCCGCAUGUCACCGACGCCCUGGGGGCUGGCCUGGUGCACCACGCCGCCCGGGCCGGCCACCUGGUCUGCAUCAGGUUCCUGGUGCAGCGAGCCAAGCUGCCCGGCAACCAGCGGGCCCACAACGGGGCCACCCCCGCGCAUGACGCCGCGGCCACAGGCGGCCUGGCCGAGCUGUGCUGGCUGGUGCGCCACGGCGGCUGCGGUCUGCAGGACCAGGACGCGUCGGGCGUCUCCCCGCUGCACCUGGCCGCCCGCUUCGGACACCCGGCGCUGGUGGAGUGGCUGCUCCACGAGGGCCACGCGGCCACACUGGAGACCCUGGAGGGGGCCUUGCCGCUGCACCACGCCGCGGUCAGCGGGGACCUGACCUGCCUGAAGCUCCUGACCGCCGCCCACCGCAGCGGCGUGAACCGGCGGACGCGCAGCGGCGCCUCCCCGCUCUACCUGGCCUGCCAGGAGGGCCACCUGCACCUGGCGCAGUUCCUGGUGAAGGACUGCGGCGCCGACGUGCACCUGCGCGCCCUCGACGGCAUGAGCGCGCUGCACGCCGCCGCCGCCCGCGGCCACUACUCGCUUGUCGUCUGGCUGGUCACCUUCACGGACAUCGGCCUGACAGCUCGGGAUGACGAGGGGGCCACCGUCCUGCACUUCGCCGCACGAGGCGGCCACACGCCCAUUCUGGACCGGCUCCUGUUGAUGGGUGCCCCUAUCAUGAGAGACUCCUGGGGGGGGACCCCCCUCCACGACGCAGCGGAGAACGGGCAGAUGGAGUGCUGCCAGACCCUGCUGUCCCACCGCGUGGACCCUGCCCUGCGGGAUGAUGACGGCUACACGGCCGCGGAGCUGGCGGAGUACCACGGCCACCGUGACUGUGCCCAGUACCUGCGGGACAGCACCCAGCCGGUGCCGCUCCUGAUGACCCCCCCGCCCCCGCCGUUCCCCCCUCCUCCACUGUCGGCCGCCAGACAUCCUCCGGAGGAUGGCAGAAGUGGGGGCGCAGGCCUCGGGAACCCCACCCCAGCAUCUCUCAGCCUGGCCUGGCCCAGCCAGCCAGACCAGCCUCCUCGGAGGGAGCACACAGCCCACACGGCCACCCUGAGGGUGACCGCCAGUGCCACGGCCGUCCCCACGGGGGCAGAGACGGCGGCGGGGGGCGCCCCGGACAGCCUGGUCGCGCUGCAGCUGGACGGGAUGCCCUUGGGCGACCUCGACGGGCUGGUGCCCACGCGGGAUGAGCGCGGCCGACCCAUCCCUGAGUGGAAGCGGCAGGUGAUGGUGCGGAAGCUGCAGGCGCGCCUGGGCACAGCUCCAGAAGCGCCAGAGGCCCAGGACGAUGGUGGGCACGCAGACCCCAUGGAGCAGGCGGCCUGGCGGUACUCGCAGACACACCAGGCCAUCCUGGGCCCCUUCGGGGAGCUGCUGACUGAGGACGACCUGGUGUACCUGGAGAAGCAGAUCGCCGACCUGCAGCUCCGGCGCCGCUGCCAGGAGUACGAGAACGAGCUGGGCCGGCUGGCGGCUGAGCUGCAGGCCCUGCUGCCCGCGCCCCUGGUCAGCAUCACUGUCAACAGCCGCUUCCUGUCCCCGGGGCCUGGGCUGGAGGCCGCAGAGGCCGAGCCCCGGGGCUCCGAGGACGGGGCCUCGCAGGCCACACCCGGCGGGCAGCCCCUGCCCUUCUGGUGCAGCCACGUCGCCCGGCUGGUGCGUAGCCUGUCCCUGCUCCUGAAGGGCGUGAACGGGCUGGUGCAGGGCGAGGAGAGGGGCCCCCUGGAGGCCCAGAGGGAGGCCCACAGGCCAGCCCCGGCCAGCCCCCCUAGGAGCGAGGCCCAGCGCGAGAUCCAAGAGUGUGGGGUGUCUGUGCGGACACUCCGCGGCAACUUUGAGUCAGCCCCCGGCCGGCCCUGCACCCCAAGCCCUGGCCCCUGCGAGCCGGGGACCCAGCCGGGGUCAUGCCCGAGGGGCUGCUGGCCUGCCCCGGCCCCGCCCUGCAGCGGCCCGAUCGGAGGGAACCCCGGGCCAGGAGACACGGAGGAAGCCAGCGACUCGGGCAUCAGCUGUGAGGAGGCCCCGUCGGAGGUGGGUGCCGUGGCAGGCUCGGACCUGGCCAGCCUCCGCAAGGAGCGGAUUGUCACCCUCUUCCUCAGCCACUGGAAGAAGUCGGCUUACAUGCCGGCACUUAAGACAGCAGCCUGCAGGACCCUGGAGGCCCAGCGCGCGGGGCUGCGGGGGCAGGAGGCGGCCAGGGGCCCUCCGCUGCCCUCCCCGCUGCCCGGCGAGAGCCCACGGCCCGGCCGCCUCUGGCAGCAGCGCAGCGUCAUCGCCCAGCUGCUGGGCCACUGGAAGGCCGUCCUGGCCCACGUGCCCGCCCGGCAGCUGCGGCGGCUGAGCCGGCGGCCCCGCGGGCCCCUGUCCCCCGAGCAGUUCCUGCCCCACGUGGACGGGGCGCCCGUGCCCUACAGCAGCCUCACGCUGGACCUCUUCAUGCUGGGCUACUUCCAGCUCCUGGAGUGCGACCUGCCGGCCGAGGAGCGCAAGAUGCGCCACCUGCUGUGCUUCGAGGUCUUCGAGCACCUGGGCGCCCACGGCUGGGAGGCGGCGCGCGCCUUCCACAAGGCUGUGACCGAUGAGCUGGCCGCCGGCCGCCGUGCCUGGACCGAUGGCUUCGAGGACAUCAAAGCCCGCUUCUUUGGCUCCAGCCGUGGUCCCGCCCGGGACGCGGAGCCCGGCCGCAAGUCAGGCCUGACCCCGCUCAGGCCUCUGCCCCAUGCUGGUCCUGGUGGCCCCGAGCCCGCAGCGCAGAGGCUGGGGUCCGGGCCCCAGCGGGGCAGCUUCAACAGCGAGGAUAUCUGUGGCUACAUUGACCGGAGCUUCGCCUUCUGGAAGGAGAAGGAAGCCGAGAUGUUUGGCUUUGGGGAGUGACGUGGGCCUGCCUUCCUCCCGGAGUGGGUUUGGGGUGGUUUUGGUUUUUCUGUUCUCUUUUCCUUUUUGCCUGCCUGGUGGCCAGGUGAGCCUUGAGGCCAGGCCGGCAGGGACUCAGCAUGCUAGUUGCCGCCCACCGUGUCUGCCCCCCGACGGCUUCCUCCUAGGCUGCAAGACUGCACCCAGAGCCCCCCUUGUCACCGCUGCACCCAAGAAGCCCUCUCAGGACCCCAGUCACCCUGCCUUGGGAUGACUCGCCAGCUCUGCCCGUGCCCUCAUCCUGCACGUCCCUUGGGCGCCUGUGAUGCCAGCCUGUUCCCCACUGGCCACCCUCCAGUCCCUGCUGAGUCGCCAGGAUGCCCCGUCUCCCAGUUCCUCCCGUUCCUGGUGGCUCUGGCCACAUCCUGAGCCUCUGUCUGCCCUCUGCCAGUGCCGCCUCCAUUCCUUCUGGUGAUCUUGGGCCGUGCCCCUCCCCCUCUGUGGCCCCUCUUCCCAACCUGUGAAGUGAGGGAGGAGCUAGGACAACAGGAUCAGAUGGGCAGGAGGCAUUCCUGUCAGACUGGACUUCCCUCCCGAAUUUUCCAGGUCAGGGUGCGGAGUCCAGAGGGCUUCAGGGAGAGGUAUUCUGCAGCUCUGCUAUGGCCCCACAAGCAGGAGUGGGGAAGAGGUUUCAGGAACCUUCCACAGCCUUCACCUCCCUGCAGAAACCCCCUGGGACAGCUCUCUUGCCUGUUCCUCCCCGCCUGCAGAGCUUGGAGGACUCAGGCCAGCUGUGGGGGACCAGGGAGUCCUCCCAUCCAGCUGGCUCAAUGUCUCAGAGAGGGAUGCUCGGGAAGAAAUAAAAUGGGGGGUUUCGGGCUGUCAGGGUUCCCCAGAUCAGUCAAGGGGGCGGUGCUGGCCUGGGUUCUGGCUCCAAAGCCUCCUGCAGAGUAGACACCAGAUGUGAGUUUGCUAAAUAAAGACCCGUUCCUGCCCGCCUUCCUAUGCGUGCUUGUUGCCCCUGAGCCCAGAGAGGGCCCUGCUGGGGGGACACUGAGACAUCAGUGCUCAGCUCAGCUGAAGCCCUAGAGCAGCAUCCUUACCCCACAGAGCAUCCACGUUCUCAUCUGUAAAAUGGGGGCGUGGUGUUGACCCGCCCAUCCCCAGGGUCCUGGCGAGGAUGGACUGAGGCCCCCCAUGGGGAUCUCUGUCCUGGGAUGGCAGUGACACUCUCCAGCCGCAUCAGUGUUUUAAGGAGCACACGCUAAGGAUCACGGCCCUGGCCCCAGGCAGCCGCAAGCGUCCCAUACGGUGUUGAGGCCUUGGCUCUUGGCCCCAAAGCUCGACCUUUGGAGCCAGACAAGGACUGGUCUGCAGGACACUGCUGCUGCCCAGGCUGGUGGGUAAGCCUGGAGGUGGGGGGGGUCAGAAGGUGCUGGGUGCUCAGAGGCCUCCCUCCCCUGGGCCACCCACAGGACCCUGCAGGAGCAGGGUGGCCGGCAGAUGCAGAGCCCAGUCCCAGAGGUGGCCUGCUGGCCAGGGCUGCUCAGGAGACGGUGAGCAGAAGGCCCGCACACCCAAGUUGGGGCUCCUCUCCCCCCACUCACUGUGGCCUUGGGCAAGGCCGUCCACGGCUCCAAGUCUCAUGUUCCCAUGAACAUCCAGGACUCCAGGAAGAUCGGGACUCCAGGGUUAUGUGGGGGGGGGGGGGGGCGGUGUUGCUCAGACCCCAGCAUGAGGCCUGGCUCAGGGAAAGGACCUCUCUGCUGGGCACUCACGGGUGACUCCCCAAAUGCCCUUCUGCAGGCACUCUGCUUCCUGGGGGCCUCCUUAUAAAUACACCGUAUCCUGAGAGUACCCCAGGGACCCUGAGUCCCUUGGGCUGGGCCAGAGAAAGCUGGUUUGUUAUUUAAAAGAUGUUCCAAGUGAUUCUGAUGCUCCGUGACCUCAGAACCCCACUAGCAACUCACCUGUGGGAAGCACGUGUCACUGCCAUGGGGGCGGGGGCUGGCCCUGCAAGGCCACACUCAGCUGUAGGGCCCUUUAAUCUUGGCAUUCAGUUGUCAAAACCCCACUGAGGACCUCCGAGCCCCUACCUAGGGACCCAGAGGGUGCAGACUUCAGCGAGGUGACCAGACACAAGGUGCAGAACCAGGGGCUUCCAGAAGAAUCGGGAAGACACGAGAAGGGGAGCCCGGUCUCUCCCCCUGGCCCACUGCAAAUGCAUACAGGACAAAUACAAAGAAAACACUGCACCCAAGGUGGUGAGAAUGUCACCUUUUUCUCAUGAGGAGAAUAAAUAUUGGAACAGUGUAAGCUCUUUGAAUAUCAAUGCUUGGAUUUAGAAGAGUCAAACUUUUUUUUUUAAUGCCUCUAAAGUUCUUUUGAAAGAAACCAUGAUCAAAGCUGGUUUCCCAGGUAGCGCUAGUGGUAAAGAACCUGCAGGGACAAAGCCGGCUGUGGAGGCCGGCCUACAAGAAGGCCUCCAGCGAGCCCGCCUGCUGGUGCCAUGUCUGGUGGGGUCCCUCCCUCACUGUACCUUGGAAUAUGGCAGAAGCCACAGACUGCACCUCCAAGUAGGCUGUGAAAGACUCCCAUCUUCGUUGCUGUCUUAUUUCUGGGGGAAGCCAGCCGCCGUGUUAGGAGUAGUGCUGCGGGGAGGUCUGUGUGGACCUCUGUUCCAGGCCAGCCUCUGUCCCAUGACUGCAGUCCAGUGCGCUGCUUGGCACCAGCUAUGGACACAUCCUGAGGCAGAACCACCCACUAAGGCAUUUCCAGAGCCAUGAAACUGUGUGAGAUAAUAAAUGUUCACUGUUUUACAACACUAGACUUUGGGGUCAUUUGUUAUGAAGCAGUAGCUAGCUAAUACAACAGACUAGAAGAUUUUAUAUAGAAGAGUGAUGAAGAGGCUUACAUUUCAGGUAUGAAGAGAUCAUAAGUAUAG